Molecule: messenger RNA, 1186 nt
Organism: Labeo rohita (rohu)
Lineage: Eukaryota; Metazoa; Chordata; Actinopteri; Cypriniformes; Cyprinidae
Gene: tm4sf4
Product: transmembrane 4 L six family member 4
Exons: 5
Coding region: 116-712 (198 amino acids)
Cellular component (GO): membrane
Source: RefSeq, a predicted model, not a curated record
CACUCACCUGCACAAGCACAGGAACGGAAGCCUUACCCGAACAAAGGACUCCGAGACGCCAGACCCAUCGCGCACCCUACUUUGGACCGUACUUGACUUUAGUAAAGACUGAAUCAUGUGUACUGGAAGUUUCGCCAAAUGCCUGGGGAUAACCCUUCUCCCGCUGGCCGUCAUUUGUGUCAUCAGCAACAUUAUGCUGUUUUUCCCUGGUGGUAAAGUACUCGAUGAUAGCGGUGACAUCACAGAAGAAGUCUUUUACCUCGGAGGAAUUCUGGGAUCUGGUGUGGUGAUGAUUUUCCCUGCACUGGUUUUCCUGGGCUUGAAGAACAACGACUGCUGCGGCUGCUGUGGAAACGAGAGCUGCGGAAAAUGUUUUGCGAAUUUCGGAUCCAUUCUGUUUGCCCUGGCCGGAGCUGCGGGCGCCGCCUACUCCGUUAUCGUGUCUUGCGUGGCCAUUAAUCACGGGCCCAAGUGCUUCACUACCGAUGAGCAAAUCAACGCCACUUACCCAUUUGCCGAAGGAAACUACCUGUCCAACAAAACUCUGUGGGAUUAUUGUAAGGGUCCAGGUGAUGUUAUCACAUGGCAUUUGACUCUGUUCUGCAUCCUGCUGGUCACUGGUCUGGUUCAGAUCGGUCUGUGCGCUUUCCAGGUCAUCAACGGACUCAUCGGCACCAUCUGCGGCAGCUGCUGCAGCUGUUGUGGGGACUAAACUAAUCAGAAUGGACUUGGAUCUUCUUCAGGACUAAUCAUACAUCCGUAUCUGUAAUUGUCAACAUCUUCUCACCUCAUGAUUUGUAUUUAUGCUGUUCAGAUGGAAGUUGUUUGCUGUAUACCACACCUGCCUGAUGGCUGUUGGCUUAUGACGGCAACAGAUAUUUGAUAUCGUUUUAUAUUGUUAUAGAUAGCUAUAUAUGAUGUUUUAUAUAGAUUUAUAUAAUAUAGGAUAUUGAUAUAUAGUGUAUUGAUACAUAAAAAUAUUAAAUAUUUAUUAAAACUGUAGCAGAAUGAUAUUUUCGUACAAGUAGCCUAUUUAGUCUUUUUUUAAUGACGGAUAUGGGAACGUGCAAAUAUACGGAAUAUUUGAUGAAAGAUAGUUUUAUUUUACCUCAGGAAAUUGGUUGAAAUGUAUUGCUAUAUUAGUAAAAUAACUACUAUAUUUGACAUUUAAUAAACUCUUGAUUUA